This is a messenger RNA of Anarrhichthys ocellatus (wolf-eel), 4204 nucleotides long. Its product is annotated as very-long-chain (3R)-3-hydroxyacyl-CoA dehydratase 2-like. Lineage: Eukaryota; Metazoa; Chordata; Actinopteri; Perciformes; Anarhichadidae. The coding region runs from base 1143 to 1436 and encodes 97 amino acids. The record is from RefSeq and is a predicted model, not a curated record. The transcript is spliced from 2 exons. Gene Ontology annotation, cellular component: endoplasmic reticulum membrane. Gene Ontology annotation, biological process: very long-chain fatty acid biosynthetic process; sphingolipid biosynthetic process; fatty acid elongation. Gene Ontology annotation, molecular function: 3-hydroxyacyl-CoA dehydratase activity.
CAGUAGAUAUCUCUGUCUUUGACACAACGUCAACACUGUAACCUCUUCACAUUAUUUUUAAUGAUUUAAACUAAAAUUUCUGGACUUAUUUUACACGCUGCUAAAAACAACUCAUCUAAUACAGAUACAUGUUGCUGUAGCCAGCAUCAAUGAUCUCCACCUCUGUCUGCCUGUUGGGAUUCAUCUCCUGCGUCUCCAGAGCUUUGGCUGUAAUCAUGUGACAUCACGGUGAUAUGAUGCCGUGUGACUCGUGUCAGCUGUUUGCUCCACUUCUUCACAGCAGCUCUACUCUGUGGUUUGAGAUUGAACACUGAGAGCAGCCUUUUAACUUUUACUUUAAAGUAUUUGUCAGACUGUGUUUACAUGCACACUAAUAUUCUGAACGUCGUGUUGUCUGAUUCACACGUGUGUGGUUAUGCUGAUGAUGUUCAGGUUUUUAGUGCACUCAGAUUACGCCUCUCAGUCAGUGUUUUACUGCACUUUGCUUGUUUACUGUCGGCUCUGUGUUUGCGUUUUAGCCCAGUUUAGCUAAGCCUGCAGAGCGAUGACGACACGACUGCAGCUGGAAGAGGAGGGAGACGAACGUUACGUAAAGGACGAAGCUGUAGAGCGUCUUCAUCGUUUCAGAUUAAUCACAGGAUUCAGGGCUGCAUGCAAACAUGAAUAUUAGGGAGUAAGUUGUGCAUGUAAGUAAAGUUAGUUUACUUGAACCUACUUGAAUAUAUUCUCAAACAUUCAUCAUAUUUCCUUUGAAGAGAUAAAAACUGAACUCUGGUGUUGCUGCCUCUGGCAACACUUCGCUUAGACUCAGAACUGUUGGUACAUAAAGAGGCUGUGCAGCUCAGUGAACAAUGAACACAGAACAACAGGCACGGAGCACAGGAUCAGGAUCUAUCGAUGAAUAAGACAUUUAGACAACGUAGCGUCCUCCUGACCUGAUGAUGCACACACGUCUUCUCUUCUGCUCCACGCACAUUUUAUAAGAACAUUUGUUCUGCAGCUCCGUGUUCUUCCCCUCCGUCAGUUUGUGUAAAGCAGAAGAGUGCAUAUGUUCACAGCAUGCAAACAGUAACAACCUGACUCCACAUCCAUCCCGGCUCCCUCAGUGUUUGUCCGUUUGUACUCAGACCUGAUGAACAAUAAUGAAGUAUGAUUCCUGGUUCCUCUGCUGCAGGUACACCUUUUUCUUCGCGCUGUAUCCCAUGGGAGUGAGCGGGGAGCUGCUGACCAUCUACGCAGCGCUGCCCUUCGUCCAGAAGACGGGUCUGUACUCCGUCACGCUGCCCAACAAGUACAACUUCUCCUUCGACUACUACAGCUUCCUCAUCCUCGUCAUGAUCUCCUACAUUCCCCUCUUCCCCCAGCUUUACUUCCACAUGAUCCGGCAGAGGAAGAAGGUUCUGGGCCACGUGGAGGACUACAGCAAGGUGGAGUGAGCCCGGCAGCUUCCUGAACAGAAACCACAAGAACCGACAGAAGAGGAACAAAAGUCACGUCUGCUUAAAGAAACAUGAGCCGGGAUCCAAAGCCGGCAGGAGAUUCUAAUUAUCGAGCAACUUCCUUUGUUGUUGUUUUCCUCCAGCUGGUGUCCGGGUCGUAUAGAUGCUCACAAAUCAUCAACAAAGUCUGUUUGUACUUUUAUUUGUAUUUAUGAAGAAUACUUGUGUGUUUAGUCGGGCAGCGUGCAGCUGUGAUGAGACGGUUGAUCAGAACGACUGCACUGAUAGAAUCAAUGAGCUCCUGUAGAGAUAGACCCCCCCCCCCCCCCCAUGAGAUAAAAACACUCGUCCUGACGCGAGGCGGUAGCUUCUGCAUCUACAGUUUGUUUGUUGGUGCAAACUUUGCUUCCAGAUUUGUGAUUCCUUCCUCUUAGUUUUUUUGUCUUCUUUCAUUCAUUUCAGUCAGAAGUCUGAUGACAUUCCUGCUCACGUUGAAUAAACCUGUUUCCAUUCUGUGCUCGCAUGCUGUUCCAUCGGCUCCUCUACUGCUCGUUUGGUGUUUGUUUGGACGUCGUUCUGGUUUCCGUCUUCAGUCUCUGUGAUGAGCUGUGUCAUCUGAUGUCUUCAUUGUUUGAUGUUUAGGUGCGCUAUACGUUAAUAGUUAUUGUGUUUUCAUCACUCCUCCAUCUAAGUGAGCAAACAUCUGUCUUCUCAUGCAAUCACAUUUUCUUUCUUUUUUAUCUUUUUUAAUUAACUCAUUUUAGCUCAAAUGAAGUGAUGCUUUAUAUAAUUACAACACGCACACUUUCAUUCAAGCUUCAUUAAACUCUAGUUAACUGAACCGUGUGUUUAUAAUAAAACAGUUAAGACGUCAUAACGUAAGUUUAGAGACAGAAAGCAAACGGUAGCAACAGGAUGAGCUGUGAUACGUAACGAAAAACAAAACAGCAUUGUAGCCUCAAUAUAUGUCGGAUGUUCUUUAUGGACUUUUAUUUUGAAAUACAGAGACCGGUGGUCAUUGAUGUAAUGUCCCUGUUGGUGGGGAGCGUUCAGUGUUUUAUUUGUAACGGUCAUAUUUGAUGCUUAAGCUCGUUGUUUUUGGAUGAUGAUGCAUUCGUGACGUCUUAGAGUCGUGAUGCUGAAUUCUCUUUUUUAUACUUUGUUCUUUUAGCUGCUGUUAGUGAUUUAACAGCAUUUUAUUGACCUGUUAGUUCAAACCUUUAACUCUUCUGCUCCUCUGAGCUCAUUACGCUGCAGCAAGCGAGAGCUUCAAACACUAGAGUUCAGCAAAAAACAGAUUUAAAGAGUUACUCUUUAAAGGUUCAGUGUGUCUGAUCUCAUAAAUAUCACGUUGUUUUAAGGUCGUUCUGCUCGUCAUGGUGCACGUUUUACACCACUUUGUUACCAUGAAGCAGUCGAAAAACAUGCUUGGGCCUAAAAUAAGUUUGUAAAGCGUAAACGAUGUAACGCAAGUAAAACACGUCACAAACAUCAGUAACGUAACUUUGAAAUAUCUCAACAACACCUUGGGACACGAACACUGGUCUCCUAGUUUAAAGUCGUGUUUGUUUGACCCGCCCACAUCCUGUCCUUCCAAACCUCUUUACAUCACUUUAUCUGAGCGUAGCAUAUUCACGCAAACACAUUUACAGCAGUCAAGACAGACUAUAUGGCGAUAAAAUUAGAAGCAAAAAGCAAGAAUUGGUGCCAAUAAUAGAAAUUGAAUAUAAUAUCCAUAACUAUGUUUUUAUUCACAACUUACUCGUUAGCUUAGAAUGAGCCCCGUGUGAACGGAGGGUGUUCAGUUGGCUGCAAUCUGCAACUGCACCACUAGAUGUCACUAAAUCCUACACACUGCUCCUUUAAAUCUAGUUCACCCAAAUUACAAAGAUCCUCUUCUCACGUGUAGACAGUUUGGGUUUUAUCUUCCUACUAUCUUGGUGCAUUGGAGGUGAAUGGAAUCUAGUUCAUUCGCAAUGAAAACGUUGAUUUAUAUUAACAGUGUCGUUGCCAGAUUCCCCUUUAGAAGCUGUAAAAAAAACAAAAUGUCACCUGUCAUGCAAUGCAGGUUUAUUCAUCUGUAGUACUGCGUCCCCUCUCGGGGUCCUGCCCCACAGCUUUGGAACCACCAGCUAACACGCUGUCGAUAGCUUGUAUGGGUUUGAUUUCUCUGGAAGAUGGUGGUUCCAAUAGAAACGGUGAGGUCUGUGAGAACACUGGUUUCUACAAAAAAGUCAGUAUUUGUAAUAGUGUGAUGUUUAGAGCAACAGAAACAGAAUUCAUUUCACAUUCAUGGUAUUUGGGUCAGAGGCAGAAAUCACUGCCAAAACCUCUGCAUGUCUAAACACUAAUCUACUGGAAGCAAACAAGGUGUUUGUAGUGAAUUGGUUGAACUGACCCUUUAAUGUGUUUCCAGUCCUUUCAGAAUCCAUUAGUGUGCCUAAAUGUCACGGAUAGCUCCGCCUCCAACACAAGUGACGCCUGCUGUCAUGAUCAUAAAACUUUAUUCUGUAGCAAAGUGAGCAGCUGAUGACUGAGCAUGAUGAGUGCAGCUCCUUGUAAAAACUGCAUGAAAGAAGGAAGUCUGGAAACCUGGUGAUGUGUGUUACAACCUGAACUACUAAAUACAAAAGCAUGGCUAUGUUACUCCACAACUGGUUCUACUGAAUAAAGUUUUGAUACAAAUGUUUUGCAUGGGCCAGCAGACUUUGUACAGGUAUGAAUACUGAGUAUAUAUUUACAAUAAACCUAUAACAUGGGAAGCA